AGUCAUCCGAUUUGAAAUAUAAACCCGAAUUGAGAAGUUGAAUCCGACACCGUCCCGCCCCGAAGUUCACUUCAAAAUUCAUUUCGUUUUCAUCGAACAUUCGAUCAUAGCGGCGAUUGGAGGAAGGGGUUGGUUCGCGCCUUUCUCCAAGAAAAAUGGAAUUUGGAGACGAAGAUGAUGACUGGAACUUGACCCCCGAAGAACUUGAUUCCCUCGAGAGAGACGCUGUUCAGAAGAUUGCUCAACUUCAAAAUUCAGCUUCUUCUUCUUCUUCUUCUUCUUCUUCGUUCAAUGCCUUUGUUCCUUGCUCUGCUUCUAAUCAACACCCCCAUCAGUCUUGUCAAUCCAACACCCACCUUAAUUCGAGCGUCAAUAAGGCCAAAAUCAGCAACCCAAAUGCCCAUGACUCUGCAUUUCAACCUUCCCAACUCAAUCCCGUACUGGGUUCUCGUUCUCGCGCGGUGGAGAACGCCUCUCCCUUGGCCGGAGUAUUACCUUCAUCAGCUGCGGCAAAAGAACAUGUUGGAGAGGAAGGUGCAAAGGAACGACCUAAGCUUUCUGUCAAAUUUUUUCUUCACAGUAGCGGAAACAUUGCUGCCAAAUUUUCAUACGAUCAGGUACUGGUAGAUGCUUUUCGAAAGAUCCCUAAAGCCACUUGGAAUGGAAAAGAAAGAUUAUGGAUGUUUCCAAUAUCUAGUUUGUCAGUGGCAGAAAGCGCCCUACGUGAUGUAGUUGGUUUUAAAGUUGAGGUAGAGAACUUAGAUAACCUGGUGCAUCGUGCUAUCGUAGCAGCUUCUCUACUUCCUGAUCUACGAGACAAAUAUAACAAGUUACCUGCCGACAUUGAAUCGAAGCUUUUGCCAUUUCAGCGGGAAGGUGUUAGGUUUAUUUUACAACAUGGAGGUCGUGCUCUUUUAGCAGAUGAAAUGGGGUUGGGGAAAACUUUGCAGGCUAUUGCUGUGGCUGCGUGUGUUCGUGAUGCUUGGCCUGUCCUCAUACUCACACCGUCUUCCUUACGGUUGCACUGGGCUGCAAUGAUUCAGCAAUGGCUCAAAAUUCCCUCAUCAGAUAUACAUGUAUUCAUCGCAUCCAUGUUCUGUAAUGCUUGCCCCUUUGUGUGUGUUGUUUUAUCCCAAUAUUGCGGGUCAAAUAAGGGUGGAUUUACAAUACUCUCCUCAAGCAGCAAAAGCAGCCUUCAUCUUGACGGCCUUUUUAACAUUAUCUCCUACGACGUGGUUCAGAAGUUACAGAAUAUUCUAAUGGCAUCGGAGUUUAAGGUUGUAAUUGCAGACGAGUCACACUUCAUGAAAAAUGCUCAAGCGAAGAGGACAGUUGCUUGUGUGCCCGUUAUACAGAAAGCUCAGUAUGCCAUUUUGCUCAGUGGAACUCCAGCAUUGUCUCGACCAAUUGAACUCCUCAAGCAGCUGGAAGCUUUAUAUCCAAAUGUAUAUAAAAAUGUUCACGAGUAUGGCAACAGAUACUGCAAGGGUGGAACUUUUGGAUUGUAUCAAGGUGCAAGCAACCAUGUAGAAUUACACAAUCUGAUGAAAGCAACGUUGAUGAUCCGCAGGCUUAAAAAGGAUGUUCUUUCUGAGCUCCCUCUGAAGCGUAGGCAACAGGUGUUCCUAGAUUUGGCUGAGAAGGACAUAAGGGAAAUUAGGGCUUUAUUUUGUGAGUUAGAGGUUGUUAAAGGAAAAAUCAAAGCCUGCAGAUCAGAGGAGGUAGAAUCGCUGAAGUUUCAACAAAAGAAUCUUAUUAACAAGAUCUACACUGAUUCUGCUGAAGCCAAAAUUCCAGCAGUUCUUAAUUAUCUAGAGACCGUGAUUGAGGCAGGUUGCAAGUUUCUGGUUUUUGCUCAUCAUCAGCCCAUGAUUGAUGCUAUACACCAGUUUUUUCAAAAAAAGAAAGUGAAUUGCAUUCGAAUUGACGGCGGUACUCCUCCAGCAAUGAGACAAGCUCUGGUUUCAGACUUCCAGCAGAAAGAUUCAAUCAUGGCAGCAGUGUUAUCUAUUAAAGCUGGAGGCGUUGGGCUAACAUUAACCGCCGCAAGCACAGUUAUUUUCACCGAGCUUUCUUGGACUCCAGGUGAUCUGAUUCAAGCUGAAGAUCGGGCUCAUAGAAUCGGACAGGUGUCUUCUGUUAACAUACAUUAUCUACUAGCAAAUGACACAGUCGAUGAUAUCAUAUGGGAUGUUGUACAGAGCAAGUUAGAGAAUUUAGGACAGAUGCUGGAUGGGGAAGAGAACACAUUGGAAGUAGCAGUGAAGCAACAGCCAAUUACAAGUAGCAGUCCAAAUUCAAAGCAAAAGACUUUAGAUUCUUUUAUUAAACGUUGCAACAAUGCAAGUGCUGAUACCCAAUCCAAGUUGAAACUUCCCAAGCACUAACUAAAACCAUUCAAAUGUUUGAAGGAGGUAAAAAAGGAAGGUCAUUAGAGAUGUUUGCUGAGAUGAGUUUAGUUAGAUUUUGUAUAAAAGCUUAAAGUGACCUUAAUUAUGUAUAGUUAGAAUUUUGAAGCUAAUAUCUCCAUUUUGUUAUGGGAAAUUUGGAGAAAGGGUUGAAAGUCGGUCAACCUUAUCUUCAAUUAUAUUCAAAUUUGGGUAAUAUAUACUUUUGGCUCUUGAGAUUUCGAAAACUACAUAUACAAUUCU
Molecule: messenger RNA, 2651 nt
Organism: Cucumis melo (muskmelon)
Lineage: Eukaryota; Viridiplantae; Streptophyta; Magnoliopsida; Cucurbitales; Cucurbitaceae
Exons: 24
Coding region: 156-2387 (743 amino acids)
Biological process (GO): replication fork processing; DNA repair
Cellular component (GO): nuclear replication fork
Molecular function (GO): ATP binding; ATP-dependent chromatin remodeler activity
Source: RefSeq, a predicted model, not a curated record